Radiomyces spectabilis is the source of this 1194-nucleotide messenger RNA. RefSeq lists its product as uncharacterized. Bases 1 to 1194 code for a protein of 397 amino acids. Gene Ontology annotation, cellular component: mitochondrial outer membrane. The transcript has 5 exons. The record is from RefSeq and is a predicted model, not a curated record. Gene Ontology annotation, biological process: cyclic threonylcarbamoyladenosine biosynthetic process. Lineage: Eukaryota; Fungi; Mucoromycota; Mucoromycetes; Mucorales; Radiomycetaceae. Gene Ontology annotation, molecular function: ubiquitin-like modifier activating enzyme activity; tRNA threonylcarbamoyladenosine dehydratase activity.
AUGGAUCACCUGGAUCAAGUCGGAAAUCUCACCGCUCAACCUACCGAGUUUGACGAAUCCUUGAUCGAUCAACAAUUGGCGAGAAAUACCGAAUUCUUGGGCAAAGAGGGAUCGAAAAAGAUUCGCGACGCAUUUGUGAUUGUUGUUGGUGCUGGUGGUGUCGGUUCAUGGGCAGCACUUAUGCUGCUUCGUUCUGGCAUUGGCAAAAUUCGUAUCAUUGAUUUUGAUCAAGUCACCCUCAGUAGCUUGAAUCGUCACGCCGUAGCGACAUUGGGCGACGUCGGCACACCAAAAGUUACCGCGAUCAAGAAACAUUUCAAAGAUAUUGCCCCGUUUGUCGAGGUGGACAGCGUUGUUGAUUUAUUUACAGCAGAAAAUGCGGAUGAAUUAUUAAGCAAUCCGGAUUAUGUGAUUGAUGCAAUUGACAAUAUUGAUACAAAACUGGAUCUUAUCAAGUACUGUUAUGAUAAAAAGUUGGAAGUCAUCAGUUCCAUGGGCGCAGGUGCCAAGGCAGAUCCUUCCAGAAUUCAAAUAGCCGACAUCAGUGAAACCAUGGAGGAUCCAUUAGCUCGUGCUGUCCGAAGAAAAUUAAAGAAGAUGGGGGUUGAAAAAGGUGUUCCUGUUGCUUACUCUACCGAAAAACCCCAUCACGUCAAGCUCUUACCGUUGGAGGAAGAGCGGGUAGCCAACGCCGAUGAUUUUGCAGCAUUGCCAGAAUUCCGAUCCCGUAUUUUGCCGGUUCUGGGCACUAUUCCCAGUAUGUUUGGUAUGGCGAUUGCCACUUAUAUCCUUCUUCGAUUGGCCAAAUUCCCGUCGUUUGAUCCUCUGGCCAUCAAGUUACGCGAAGGUUUAUAUGCGCGUCUUCAUCGCGAUUUAAGAGCUCGUGAAAUGAAGCAUUAUAACAAUAAAGUGUGUCCCUUGGACGUACGAGAUGUGGGCUACAUUUUCGAACGGAUGUGGCAUGGAGGCAGCAUUAUUUCUGGACCGCAAGAUCGACUCGCUCUAACCCGAUGGGAUCGAACCAAGCCUCUAAGUUCACUCAAUGCUGUGUGUUUGAGCCGAACAGAAGCUGAUGCUCACGAUAAACUGCCACCCCAUACCGACCUGAAAGCAUACUAUGGCGAAGGUAAAAAUCAUGGCUGCUUAUUUAUUCACCAUUAUUCUACCCUCACAUCCUACUCUUCUCUUCAAUAG